Molecule: messenger RNA, 255 nt
Organism: Parnassius apollo (apollo)
Lineage: Eukaryota; Metazoa; Arthropoda; Insecta; Lepidoptera; Papilionidae
Source: the annotation of a GenBank genome assembly
AUGAUUUUUCUACGACAGAUUGCCGUACUGAUCUGCGCCUUAAGUGCAUUGCUCGGCCUUACGUCAGCGGGACCAGACAGCGCCGGCAUGCCUCCAUUACCCGGACCAGGCCUCUCUUACGGUGGUAUACCAUACGGUAGCAUGAGCGGGAAUGUCGCGGAGUAUUUUAGACGACAAGCUCCAUCUCUGAGAAGUUACUCGCACAACGCUGCAGCGAAUAAUGUGGAUUUCGCACCAAUUGAACAGUGGCUUUAA